Messenger RNA from Baudoinia panamericana UAMH 10762, 1014 nucleotides. RefSeq lists its product as uncharacterized. The transcript has 5 exons. Gene Ontology annotation, molecular function: oxidoreductase activity, acting on the aldehyde or oxo group of donors, NAD or NADP as acceptor; NAD binding; NADP binding. Lineage: Eukaryota; Fungi; Ascomycota; Dothideomycetes; Mycosphaerellales; Teratosphaeriaceae. The coding region runs from base 1 to 1014 and encodes 337 amino acids. Gene Ontology annotation, biological process: glucose metabolic process. The record is from RefSeq and is a predicted model, not a curated record.
AUGGUUGUUAAGGUCGGAAUCAACGGCUUCGGUCGUAUUGGCCGUAUCGUCUUCCGCAAUGCCGUUGAGCACGAGGACAUCGACAUCGUUGCCUGCAACGACCCCUUCAUCGAGCCACACUACGCCGCCUACAUGCUCAAGUAUGACUCCACCCACGGCAUCUUCAAGGGCACCGUUGAGGUCGACGGCAAGGACUUGACCGUGAACGGCAAGAAGGUCCGCUUCUACAUGGAGAAGGACCCGUCCGCCAUUCCAUGGAGCGAGACCGGCGCCGACUACGUCGUCGAGGCCACCGGUGUCUUCACCACCUCCGAGAAGGCCCAGGCCCAUUUGAAGGGCGGUGCCAAGAAGGUCGUCAUCUCCGCUCCCUCCGCCGAUGCGCCGAUGUUCGUCAUGGGCGUGAACGAGAAGUCCUACAAGAGCGACAUCCCCGUCGUCAGCAACGCCUCCUGCACAACCAACUGCCUUGCCCCGCUCGCCAAGGUCAUCCACGAGAAGUACGGCAUGCUCGAGGGUCUCAUGACCACCAUCCACUCCUACACCGCCACGCAGAAGACCGUCGACGGUCCAUCAGCCAAGGACUGGCGCGGUGGCCGUGCCGCGGCGCAGAACAUCAUCCCGUCCUCCACCGGUGCUGCCAAGGCUGUCGGCAAGGUCAUCCCGGACCUCAACGGCAAGCUUACCGGCAUGUCCAUGCGUGUGCCAACUGCCAACGUCUCCGUGGUCGAUCUUACCUGCCGUCUUGAGAAGGGCGCCAGCUACGACGAGAUCAAGCAGACCAUGAAGGCCGCCGCUGAGGGCGAGUACAAGGGCAUCAUCGACUACACCGAGGACGACAUCGUCUCCUCCGACCUCUGCGGCAACCCAUGCAGCUCCAUCUUCGACGCCAAGGCCGGCAUCUCCCUCAACAACAACUUCGUCAAGCUCGUCAGCUGGUACGACAACGAGUGGGGUUACUCCCGUCGUGUGCUCGAUCUCCUCGCGUACAUGGCGAAGGUCGAUGGUGCGCACUAA